This is a messenger RNA of Protopterus annectens (West African lungfish), 1688 nucleotides long. It is a transcript of the gene DNAJC28, whose product is annotated as DnaJ heat shock protein family (Hsp40) member C28. The record is from RefSeq and is a predicted model, not a curated record. The coding region runs from base 197 to 1321 and encodes 374 amino acids. NCBI's taxonomy places the organism in Eukaryota, Metazoa, Chordata, Ceratodontiformes, Protopteridae. The transcript has a single exon.
ACCUACAGUCUGACAGCAAGUAUAGUUUCCCAUUGGCAAGCACUUAAUAGGAUACUCGUACUUUUAAGAUGUAGCUGAAUAAUCAGUUCGUUUUAAUCAUGCUUGCUUGAUAGUUGUCAGUUGUACCGCACUCUGCGAGUCACAUCCUUUAUUAUUUUGCGAGUUAUGUUCUCAAAGCUUGUACAACCAGAGUAAAAUGAAGUGGUUAUGUUUAUUGACCAGGAAGCCUGCAUGUUUACCAUUGACUAAUGGUUUGGUGCCGUGUCAAUCCUUACUUCGGCACAGUGAUAUCAGCGAAGGACAGCAUGUCUGGUUUAGCAGCAUGAGAAAUAUGAAUGUGUAUUACGGCCAACUUCACUUGCAGGAAGGGUGUUCUCUUGAUGAUGCAAAAGCAGCAUACCUCCGGCUGGCGAAGAAGUACCACCCAGAUAGUGCGUCUGCUACAGCUAAUGCUUUGAAGUUCUCACAGGUUAAAGAGGCAUAUAGGGCUGUUCUCAUGCAUAUUAAUAACGGUAGAAAAACAAGUGUGGACGAAGAUGAAGAAGAAAGGCCCAAAUAUAAAACACCUCAGCACAGACAGUACUUAGAUUUUGAGGGAGUCGGUUUUGGACCUCCGAGUCAAAGAGAAAAGCAGUACAUGCAGUUAAGAUUAGAUAGGGCUUCAGAACAAGUGUUGGACUACAGAAAACAAAAACUUGAGAACCAGGAUAGCGAUGCAAAUAGCUUAGUGGUGUCCGAUAUUAGACACAGUAAGAAAAUAAAAAUAACUCAGGCUAUUGAACGUUUGGUGGAGGACUUAAUUCAGGAAUCUAUGGCCAGGGGUGAUUUUGAAAACUUGAGUGGACAAGGGAAGCCAUUACAGAAGUUUGAACACAGCUUGCACAUUGACCCCAUGACUCACAAUCUGAACAGGAUCUUGCUGGAGAAUGGAUAUCAGCCACCUUGGAUAAUGCUGCAGAAAGAAAUAAGGGACACCAUUGACAAAUUAAGAAAUGAGUUGUUCCACAGUAGAAAGAAGUUUGGUGAUCCUCUGAAUCCAUAUAAAGAAAAGCAGUGGAAUUCUGUGUGUGAAAAAUUUAAGGAAGCUAUUUCAAAGCUGAACAAAAGAGUCAAUGACUACAAUUUGGUUGUCCCACUUUUGAACAGGCAGAUGGUGCACUUCAGUGCUGAAAAGGAAAUUGUUCGUGCUUUGAAGGAUUACAGAUUAUCAGUGGAAGAAGCAAAAAAACACAAUGUGGAUGAAAAGGACAAUGUGGCAGACAGUUUAAAAUCUAAGUCUAGUCUCAUACAGUGGUUAAAUGAAAUUAUGAAGCGAGUUUGACCACAACUGCCUAAUUUCACUCAUUUUGACAGUGUUUGUGUUUUAUUUUUGCUGCAUGUGGUAUAUGAUCAGUCUGUUAAUACAUUACAUGAUAUUUUUUGUAGCUAAAGUCAUAAUGUCGAUUAUUUUCAUUUAUAAUGAGUUUAAAGUUAUAUUCUGUCCGGUCUACAUAGAGCAUCUUAUAGUUAAAAGAAAUUGUCUCGUAUCUAAAAAGAUUUAAAACAAAUGAAAUACUGAUAGUAAAAGUGGACACUGGUUGGGAACACUGGUGUUCAGAACAUGCACUGUCAGGCUUGUUAGCUAAGAACUGAUUCCCAAAAUAGUUGUGGCAGUAAUUCAAUGAAUAAAGAUUGUGAUAUUCUCUUAA